AUGGUAUAUACUAUUCUUGCUCUAAGUUGGUCCAACCUGUGGCAAGAUACACAAACAGGAACCCCUUAUUAUCGUAACCUCAUCUACACGCCGAACCGCGAAACUGCAGACCUCCUUUUCCGCAUCCUCAAGCAGUACGGGCCACAAUUCGCCAAAUCCAAAAUGUAUAUCUUCAAAAGGGCCUCGCCUCAAGUGUGGAUCUGGAACCGCUAUGAUGGCAAUUACAUCCCUCUCAUGGAUGCACUCAAAGAGGCAAUCAACGAGAUAAGCAACGGCUUAGCUCCAAUCAAAGACGAAUACAAGGAUCGUCUUCGGGGCCGCAUCAGUAUCGACUAUCGGGGUAGCUAUAACCAGAAUGAUACCAAUGUUCCUCCAAUUCCUCACUUGGAUAUGCCGGAUCACAUUACAGGUGGAGUCUUCUCUAUUCGUGACAAGAGCCAACCCCAACGCUACUGGGCCAAGCGCACAGCGUUUCCAGGAGAGGAAUCCAUUGAGCUAUCUACCUGCCGUAAAUCAAGGUUCCGAAUCGCAAUUAAAGGAAAUUCUGAUAGUGAGACGGUGAUGAUCUUCGACGAUGAAGUUUUCCUCGAGCUGAUAGAAUGGUCGAAGGAUGGGCUUAAGUCUCUCCCUAUCAACAUCGAUAGCUCGAAUGGUCUCUUGAAGGUACUUGAGGCCGGAGCAGAGCAUAAAACAUUUCCUUUCGGAAAACUCCUGGGAGGCGGGUUUAUCAGGGCUACACAUUAUCAGGAUGAUCACACCGAGUACCCAACAUGGAUCGGCGAUAAAUUUGAUGGAGGCGAUAGCUGGGAGUUGUGUUACUGA
Molecule: messenger RNA, 822 nt
Organism: Talaromyces atroroseus
Lineage: Eukaryota; Fungi; Ascomycota; Eurotiomycetes; Eurotiales; Trichocomaceae
Exons: 1
Coding region: 1-822 (273 amino acids)
Source: RefSeq, a predicted model, not a curated record